AUGUCUGACUCAAAAUCUUCCUUUCAUCCUGCUCUUACUGUAUACAACAUCAAGAACCAUGUUCUCAUAACUCUUGAGAUGGAGAGCGUACAAUAUACUACAUGGGCGGAACUUUUUAAGAUUCAUACAAAAUUCCAUCGGGUAAUUGAUGAUAUUAUUUUUCCAGCAGCGGGCACGGAGAAACAGCCACAACAAGAGAAGGACAAACAAUUGUGGUCCACCCUUGACGCCAUCGUUCUCCAAUGGCUCUACGCUACUAUCUCUCAAGAUCUUUUGCAUACAAUUUUUAAACCUGACACCACGGUGAUGGAGGCUUGGAAUCGCUUGCGUGACAUAUUCUAG
This is a messenger RNA of Solanum dulcamara, 342 nucleotides long. RefSeq lists its product as uncharacterized. Lineage: Eukaryota; Viridiplantae; Streptophyta; Magnoliopsida; Solanales; Solanaceae. The record is from RefSeq and is a predicted model, not a curated record. The coding region runs from base 1 to 342 and encodes 113 amino acids. The transcript has a single exon.